Prorocentrum cordatum is the source of this 378-nucleotide messenger RNA. Lineage: Eukaryota; Dinophyceae; Prorocentrales; Prorocentraceae. The record is from the annotation of a GenBank genome assembly.
AUGCUGGCCGACCUGGCCAAGUGCUAUGAGAAGGUGGCCCACCAGCGCAUGUGGUGGUUGGCGGCGUGGUGGAACGGCCCAUUGCACGUCGUCGCCCUAGACAUGGAGAGUUUCGCCUUCGGCAAGGUCACCAGAAUCGGCGAGGCGUGCCCCGCGGCGGUCUGCGCCGCUAAGGGUGUCAAUGGCAAGUGCUCUUUCCUGCAGACCUCCUCGCCCUCGGCGGCCCUCGUAAACCCCGUGGACAUGCGGGGCGUGCCACUCAGCACCUCAGACCGGUGGCUGGGCAUCGACUGCGGCCCGCAAGCCGCGGCUACCAACGCGUCGGCCCCAGUUCGGCGUGGGCGGUUCGCAUUGCCCAGGAGAGGUGGCCUAUGGUGA